AGCUGCGGCACCAACCACUACAGCCAAACGGGGGCUGCUCCCUAUGACAUCAUCACCCAAAGCAGCCACUGUACCCACAAUGGCACCUUCUACAUGCAGACCUUUGGAUAUAAUACCAUUGAUGUGGUACCCAACUAUGAGAACUAUGCCGACACCAAGAUCUCUAGUGAGAUCAAGAAGCCGAGACCAACACUUGCAGAUCUGCACUCCUUUCUUAAGCAAGAAAAUAGCCACCGGCACCUGCCAAGAUAUGAAGCCAACAGAAGCAAAAGCAUCUCCGAAGAAGCAACGGAAGAAGAGGAUGCUAAGCAGAAAGAGAAGACUCAAGGAGACCCCGUCCGAUUUGGAUGGGUCAAGGGCGUGAUGAUUCGUUGCAUGCUUAACAUCUGGGGUGUGAUCCUGUACCUCCGACUUCCUUGGAUCACUGCACAAGCAGGCAUAGCGCUGACUUGGGUGAUCAUUCUAAUGUCUGUCACUGUGACCACCAUCACCGGAUUAUCCAUUUCUGCCAUCUCCACCAAUGGCAAAGUCAAAUCAGGUGGGACAUACUUCCUCAUUUCAAGGAGCCUUGGGCCAGAGUUGGGAGGCUCCAUCGGUCUCAUCUUCGCUUUUGCCAAUGCUGUGGCUGUUGCCAUGCAUACCGUGGGCUUUGCAGAAACAGUGCGAGACCUCUUGCAGGAAUAUAACUCAAGCAUGGUGGACCCUACCAAUGACAUCCGCAUCAUUGGGAUUGUCACUGUGACGGUGCUGUUGGGAGUAUCCUUGGCUGGGAUGGAGUGGGAAGCCAAGGCUCAAGUUCUCUUUUUUGUGGUGAUCAUGAUUUCCUUCAUUAACUACGUGGUGGGGACGGUGAUUCCAGCUACUGAAGAGAAGCAGGCGAAAGGAUUUUUCAGCUACCGAGCCAACAUUUUUGCUCAGAAUUUUGUUCCCAGCUGGCGGGGCCCUGAUGGCAGCUUCUUCGGUUUGUUUUCCAUCUUCUUCCCAUCAGCCACUGGCAUCUUGGCAGGAGCCAACAUUUCAGGUGAUUUGAAGGAUCCUGCUGUGGCAAUUCCUAAAGGAACCCUCAUGGCUAUUUUUUGGACAACCGUGUCAUAUCUGGUUCUUUCGGCUACCAUUGGUUCUUGUGUUGUCCGUGAUGCCUCUGGGAGCGUUAAUGAUACUGUCCUCGCUGGUUCCAUGGGUUGUGAAGGCAUUGCUUGCGGCUACGGCUGGAACUUCACAGAAUGUGCUCAGAGCCAAAGCUGUCGAUAUGGGCUCAUCAAUUAUUAUCAGUGCCUUUGUAAGGAUGAACUCUACCCGGCCAUUGGCUUUUUUGGAAAGGGCUAUGGAAAAAACAAUGAACCGAUUAGGGGUUACAUGCUGACGUACCUCAUUGCAGUUGGCUUCAUUCUGAUUGCGGAACUGAAUGCCAUCGCUCCUAUCAUCUCCAACUUCUUUCUCUGCUCCUACGCGCUCAUCAAUUUUAGCUGCUUCCAUGCCUCCAUCACCAACUCACCAGGUUGGAGACCCUCCUUCAGGUAUUACAGCAAAUGGGCAGCUCUGUUUGGGGCCAUUGUUUCUGUCGUUAUCAUGUUCCUGCUAACCUGGUGGGCUGCCCUCAUCGCUAUCGGGAUUGUGGUGUUCUUACUUGGAUAUGUUCUUUACAAGAAGCCUGGAGUUAACUGGGGCUCAUCUGUUCAAGCCGGUUCCUAUAACAUGGCCCUGAAUUAUUCUGUGAGUCUCAAUGAGGUGGAUGACCAUAUUAAAAAUUACAGGCCUCAAUGUCUCGUCCUGACUGGUCCUCCUAACUUUCGCCCAGCACUGGUUGAUUUUGUGGGCACUUUUACAAAAAAUUUGAGUCUGAUGAUCUGUGGGAAUGUGUUGAUUGGGCCCUGCAGACAGGCAAAUGCUGAAAUGGGACUUGCUUCCAAAGGCCACAUCAAAUGGCUGACCAAGCGAAAGGUCAAAGCUUUCUACACAGGCAUCUUAGCAGAGGACCUGAGAACUGGAGCACAAGUCCUUAUGCAGGCCUCAGGUCUUGGGAGAAUGAAACCCAACGUUCUUGUGCUUGGAUAUAAGAAGAAUUGGCAAGCAGCACAUCCUCAGACAGUGGAGGAAUAUAUCGGGAUUCUGCAUGAUGCUUUUGACUUCAAAUACGGAGUAUGCGUGAUGCGCGUGAAGGAGGGACUUAAUAUUUCUCGGAUCAUGCAGGCUCACAUUAAUCCAGCUUUUGAUCCAGUGGAAGUUCCCCAGAAAAGUAGUGAAGUACCUGCCGUGACAGGCACAUUGGAUCCAGAUGCUUCGGUGGCGGAACAACAGGCGAGCACCAUUUUCCAGAUGAAUCAAGGCAAGAAAACUAUUGAUAUCUACUGGCUGUUUGAUGAUGGAGGUCUGACUCUUCUCAUCCCUUACCUCCUUGGCCGCAAAAAGAGAUGGGGGAAAUGUAAGAUCCGAGUAUUUGUUGGUGGGCAGAUCAACCGGAUGGACGAAGAGCGGAAAGCGAUUGUCUCUUUAUUAAGCAAGUUUCGGCUUGGAUUUCAUGAGGUCCACGUCCUUCCAGACAUUAACCAGAAACCCCGACCUGAACAUGUGAAGAGAUUUGAUGACUUAAUUGCUCCGUUCAGACUGAACGAUGGCUUCAAAGAUGAGGCGGUGGUAAACGAGAUGCGUCACGGCUGCCCAUGGAAAAUUUCCGACGAAGAGGUUGCAAAGAACAAAGCUAAGUCACUUCGACAAGUGAGAAUGAAUGAAAUUUUGCUGGAUUAUUCGCGGGAUGCUGCCCUUAUUUUCAUAACCAUGCCAGUUGGCCGAAAGGGAUGUCCCAGUAGCCUCUACAUGGCUUGGCUGGAGACCCUCUCGCAAGAUCUGAGGUCUCCUGUCAUCCUGAUCAGAGGCAACCAGGAAAACGUCUUGACUUUUUACUGCCAGUAG
Messenger RNA from Thamnophis sirtalis, 2910 nucleotides. NCBI's taxonomy places the organism in Eukaryota, Metazoa, Chordata, Lepidosauria, Squamata, Natricidae. The record is from RefSeq and is a predicted model, not a curated record.